CGUAGUGGCACGAAUUACAACAAAAAGGGAGAACGCACGAGGAAAAUCAGACAGUUCCAGUUCCAGUGGUAUUAAGUGCUACAGAUGUGAUUAUCGAGGACAUGCACAAUCAGACGAGAAGUGUCCGGCUAGAAACAAGGAGUGUACGAAGUGCUGUAAAAAGGGUCAUUUCGCAGCGAUGUGCAGAACAUAUCGAGAUCGAGCAGACAAACAUGGCGACGGUUCGGACAAGCGAGACAAGAAGGAAGCUAAGACGAACAGCAGCGCCAACAAGGAGGAAAGAAAGUCAACUACGGUGAAGCAGCUAGAUGGCGACGCCGCUGACAGAGACGACGACGAAUAUGCGUUCGCCUUAAGAGAUAAGAUAUAUGUAUUAGAACACGGAGAGGUAAUAUCAGCGACUGUAAGGGGAAUAGAAAUCGAUCUUUUAGUUGAUUCGGGAUCUCGAUGUAAUAUUAUGGACGAAAAUACAUGGGAAUCAUUAAAGUCAAAAGUAAUAAGUAGUUUUCGAAAAAAUGUGUUCGCCGUCAAUGAAAUAUUAUGAGUGGAUGGUAGAAUGUGCAAAUGUUAUAAAUUCAAGAAAUUCAGAAAUUCAAAAAAGACGUAUAGCAGCAGCAUUUGCCGUGAUAGCUGCAAUUGAAGAAAAUAAAAGGAGGAAAUAUAAAAACAAGAAAUACUGGGUUGCAGAGAUUUUUGAGAAUCGUGCAGUGCAUGGAUUUUACCACGCGAUAUUUCCUAUUUUGCGUUUAGA
Molecule: messenger RNA, 751 nt
Organism: Temnothorax curvispinosus
Lineage: Eukaryota; Metazoa; Arthropoda; Insecta; Hymenoptera; Formicidae
Exons: 2
Coding region: 179-544 (121 amino acids)
Source: RefSeq, a predicted model, not a curated record